Molecule: messenger RNA, 764 nt
Organism: Cylicostephanus goldi
Lineage: Eukaryota; Metazoa; Nematoda; Chromadorea; Rhabditida; Strongylidae
Source: the annotation of a GenBank genome assembly
AUGUGCAUGCGCGGACCAAAUGAAGAAGGUGUGAUUGCUAAAACACCUGAGGAAGAAAAAGAAGAAUGUCCACCUGAGCAUAUUUAUGUAAAUCGUAGUGGCCGUUGUAUACCCAUCUGUGCGGCUGGUCAGGGUAUCAAACAGACUGACCGAGAAUCUGCCUCCACUGCUCUUUUUGUUUUGUCAAUCAUCAGUUUGGUAGUCACAGCCAUAUGUGUCCUGACAUUUGUCAUGAGACGUCACUGUCUCACAGCCCUACCGGAAACGAGUUUACUGUGGGCAGCGCUGUCAUUUGCAUUGAGUUCGAUAGUCUACCUCUUUAGUUUACUUUACCGAGAGCAGAUCUCAUGCACUGAUUAUUCUUCCCACCUCCUUUUCGUUGUCGGUGAUUUCCCUCAUACUCCAUGUGCUUGCGUAUCUGCUCUUUUGUACUAUUUUGGGACCGCUGGCCGUUUAUGGUGGUUAGUACUCUGCUGCACUUGGAAUCAGCAGACGACACGAUCUGGAAAUUUGUGGUUCAUAUCCGAAAAUCAGUGGGUACAGGAAAAAUAUCGCGCUCAAAUUCAAAUGCUUGCUUGGGCCUCGCCAUUGGGUUUGGUGCUGGACGGCGUAUUCAACCUUUUCCGCGAUCUAGUCUUUGUUAUCGCUUGCUGUAUACCGUUACUCGUCGGCUUCAGGGUAAUGCUCACAACCCCACAAGCAAAUUAUGGCACGGGUCUUGAAGGAGCACUUUACCCAGCUGCGGCAAUAUUCUAUAUGUAAGU